CACUUAUAGUAUGAAGUCACAUGCGCCUAGAUCCACUCCUGAACUGUAGCUUACAGUUGACAGGUGCGUGGAAAGUGCUAGAAAAAAAGCAACCUGUGGAGACUCGCAGACAGGCACAAGAUAUACACUCGUUACAUUUACUGUAGUGGGCUCUGCUUAUUGUUCGCCGACUUCCUCAGAUUGAUAAUGCUCUGUCUAAGGCAUUUAGGAGCCAUCAGAGCUGGUGUUGCUCUCAUUAGACAAGCCGGGAAGUUGCCAAGCGGAAAUGGACAUUUGUUCCGAAGAAGCCUGAUUCGGAUGAUGCGCACGAGCGCAGCACUCACACAACACCCACGUCAUCAGCACGUGAUCCUGGACGCGGAGACAGAGAUGGACAGGAAGGGUGCAGGGUCUGGCCUGGAGGACCUCCUGUUUUACACGAUUACUCAAGGAGAGGACAAAAUCUCGGUGGGACGCUUCAUCAGUGAACUGGAGAGCACAGGAUUAUUGACUUCUGACCCUCGACUGAGGGACUGCAUGCAGCAGCUCCAUCAGGCAGUCCAUGAGUCUGCUGGGACAGCAAUGAUGAACCAAGAGCUCUUCAGGAAAUGUGCUGGCAGUAAUAUUAUCUUGCUCACUCAAGCCUUCCAGAAGAAGUUCAUCAUCCCAGAUUUCAUGACAUUUGCAUCCCAUAUUAACAAACUGUACUAUAAUGCACAAACUGAGCAAGGAGGCCAGGUAGCCAACUACAUUCCUCAACUUGCUAAAUUUAGUCCUGAUCUAUGGGGUGUGUCUUUGUGCACUGUCGAUGGUCAGAGGCAUUCUGUAGGAGACACAAGGGAACCGUUCUGUUUGCAGUCAUGCAUAAAGCCGCUGGAGUACGCUCUGGCUGUCCAUGAAUUUGGGACUGACCAUGUGCAUACAUAUGUGGGAAAAGAGCCCAGUGGCGUCACAUUUAACAAACUAAGUCUAAAUGAGGAGGAAAAGCCUCAUAACCCGAUGGUUAACUCAGGGGCCAUAGUGAUCAGCUCUCUUCUAAAGCCUGGAUUCAAGAAGGCUGAGAAAUUUGAUUAUAUGAUGGACUAUAUGAAGAGAAUGGCAGGUGGCGAGUAUGUGGGUUUCAGUAAUGCCACGUUUCAGUCAGAAAAAGAGACGGGUGAUAGAAACUUUGCAAUCGGUUAUUAUCUUAAGGAGAAAAAAUGUUUCCCUAACAAUUCAGACAUGGUAUCAGCUCUCGAUUUCUACUUUCAGCUGUGUUCCAUCGAGGUUACUUGCGAGUCAGGGAGUGUCAUGGCUGCCACUCUAGCUAACGGAGGAAUCUGUCCAAUCACAGGCGAGCGUGUGCUGAGUGCAGAGGCUGUGAGAAACACUCUCUGUCUCAUGCACUCCUGUGGCAUGAAUGACUUCUCUGGCCAGUUUGCUUUCCAUGUGGGCUUGCCAGCUAAGUCUGGAGUGUCUGGUGCCGUGCUUUUGGUAGUUCCUAAUAUCAUGGGAGUGAUGUGCUGGUCCCCACCGAUUGAUCGUGUGGGUAACAGUGUACGAGGCGUGAACUUCUGUCAGGAGCUGGUUUCUCUCUUUAACUUCCAUAAUUAUGACAACCUGAGACACUUUGCCAAGAAACUGGAUCCUCGCAGACAGUCUGGCCAUGAGAGGAACAAGGCUGUAAUUGAGCUGAUGUUUGCAGCAUACAGUGGAGAUGUCUCAGCACUCAGGAGGUUUGCUUUGUCAGCAGUGGAUAUGGAGUUGAGGGAUUAUGAUUCUCGGUCAGCUCUGCAUUUGGCUGCUGCAGAAGGUCAUCUGGAAGCUGUUAAGUUCUUAACAGGGACGUGCAGAGUGAACCCUCAUGUGAAAGACAGGUGGGGAAACACACCCCUGGAUGAUGCUGUGGAGUUUGGAAAGGACAAUGUGGUUGAGGUGUUAAAGGAAUACCAGAGCAUUUACUCCCACACCCUGAUGCCUGAGGAGAUCAGCACACAAGCCCACGGUGAGGCAGCAGUGGAUGCAGACGAUCUGGGGAACAUGGAGACUCUGGAGAGCAGUCAACAAACCUGAGUAAUGUAAUAAGACACAAGGAAAUGGUUAUAACAUGACUUAGGUGUGAUGGGAGUAAAUAGUACAGUGGCCCUGACGUCUUUGGAACUAUAAUUAUUUACCGAAACAUGGGCACAUUUUAAAAAAUGUCGGUAAAUUUGCUUGCUACUGUAAAUAUUCAGUAAAUAAUAGCUUAAUUUAAACAAUAACAUUGUAGCACUUGUUCUACCAAGGUUUAAUCCCAAAACCUUUCAUAAUUUAGAGUACAACUCCUGCCGUAAAUCUGUAAUAUGACAGUUACACUUAUGUAAGAGAUGAACUCUUUACAGAUAUGGUUUGUAGACUACCAUCUUUUCAAAGCACUCAGAUGUUGUAUAUUUGUUUGUAAAUACAUAUGUGGAUAUUUUUGUGUACAUUUAAUAAUACAGCAUGGUUGUAUUUAUAUUUUACAAAAUACGUACCCUCUUAUUUAUUACCUUAAGCACUGUAUGUAGGGUAUUAAGAAUCUCAGUCAAGAAGUUGCUGUUUCACUUUAUUUUGAUUCCUUUAGUGAAUUCUUAAGGGCUCUGUUUUGUUUGUACCCAAAUAUAUGUAAUGUAGUGUCAUGAAAGUAAUUGAUUUUAUACCCUCUGAAUGCUCAAAAAUAAAAUAAAAAUCAAAUUUUGAUUGACCAAA
Pangasianodon hypophthalmus (striped catfish) is the source of this 2685-nucleotide messenger RNA. It is a transcript of the gene gls2a, whose product is annotated as glutaminase 2a (liver, mitochondrial). Gene Ontology annotation, molecular function: glutaminase activity; protein binding. Gene Ontology annotation, biological process: L-glutamine catabolic process. The transcript has 19 exons. Bases 187 to 2031 code for a protein of 614 amino acids. NCBI's taxonomy places the organism in Eukaryota, Metazoa, Chordata, Actinopteri, Siluriformes, Pangasiidae. The record is from RefSeq and is a predicted model, not a curated record.